AUGUCUACGUUGAAUGCUUCUACUGGUUAUACUCACUUCCACUUGCAUUUAGGACGCACACCGCGGAGACUGCCCCCGUUGACACCGGAGGGAGUACAUGACGUACGCGAAAUCUUUCCCACAGAUAUCAGCGGUGCACUAGAGACCAUCAUGUCCCUGAAGACCGACAUCGCCGACGCGCACGACGCUCUGAUGUCGACGAAGAUCGGCCAAGCUGCCUGGGCAAACGCACACAGAGCAGAAGAACCAAAGUUCGCGGUGGACGACCUUGUAUACCUCUCCACCGCGCAUCGUCGGCGCGAAUACCUGAACGGUAGCAAUCAGCGAGUAGCCAAG
Suillus plorans is the source of this 336-nucleotide messenger RNA. RefSeq lists its product as uncharacterized. NCBI's taxonomy places the organism in Eukaryota, Fungi, Basidiomycota, Agaricomycetes, Boletales, Suillaceae. The transcript has a single exon. The record is from RefSeq and is a predicted model, not a curated record. The annotation marks the transcript as partial.